Lactuca virosa is the source of this 486-nucleotide messenger RNA. Lineage: Eukaryota; Viridiplantae; Streptophyta; Magnoliopsida; Asterales; Asteraceae. The record is from the annotation of a GenBank genome assembly.
AUGAAAUCCAUAAUUUCAUUAGUGUUUCUUCUUCAAUCAAUCAUCAACGAUGUAAAUCUCACCACAACUCGAUUCCCCGAAGAGCCUGUCUUCGGAUGCAGAAACAAAGGCAACUACACACCAAGUUCUGAUUAUAGCAAAAACCUCAAAGCCGCAUUCAAUGUUGUGGGCACAGCGAAAAAGUAUAGUGGCGGAUCCUUUAGUUCAUUUCAAGGCGUGAAGGAAGCAGCCUAUGCUAUCGCCCUUUGCUCCGGUGUUGCAAUCAAAUGGGGUGGAAACUGUAAUGAUUGUAUAACAAAGUUGACUACUUCACUUCAAGCCAAAUGCCCAUAUCAAAAGGAAGGUGUGAUGUGGGGUUCAGAUUGUAUGAUAUGUUACUCAGAUUGUAAAAUAAUUGGAGUCAAAGAUGAUUGGGUUUGGAUUCUUUCACCAGGUGUAGGAACUAUUUUUAAUAAGGUUUUUUUGACAAAGGUCUGUAUGAUUUGA